Molecule: messenger RNA, 273 nt
Organism: Sungouiella intermedia
Lineage: Eukaryota; Fungi; Ascomycota; Pichiomycetes; Serinales; Metschnikowiaceae
Source: the annotation of a GenBank genome assembly
AUGAACUCUCUAUUCCAAUCCGCCAGCAGACUCGUGUUUGGCAGGAGGCCAGUUCUCAACACACUCAUUCAAACCAGAAAUAAAAUGAAGACUCACAAGGCGGCCGCUAAAAGAUUUAUCAAGACUGGAACUGGAUACAAGAGAAAGCAGGCAGGCAGAAACCAUGGAAAUGGAGGGUUCAGCUGCAACUCGCUCCGUCAUCUUGACUCCUUUGUCGACGUUUCCGAUAAAGGUUCUCAGUUGAAAAAGUUGAAGAAGUUCUUAGAGUGCUAG